GAUAUUUUAAACCACAAUCACAAACAUGCUUCAUCGACCUACACUUAUGCCUCCAUCAAUGAAAUCAUCUACAAAAUUCAACCUAUCCACAAAUUUACAACAUCCAUCCCAAUCAAUAAAAAUUGAAAGUCCAGAAUUCGAUCGUAAUCCUGACUGUGAUGGAGAUGAAACAAAUUUUGUUGAACCUAGAAAUCGAGAUAAAAUUUCUAUCAAACAGGAAGAUACAACAUUUGAAGACGUAUUAACCAAAAGACAGGAAUAUCAUACCGAAGAAGUUGAUCAUAAUAGGAAUGAUACAAACAUGAAUUCAACCGAAUCCCACAUACCAGUGUCGAUUACUAAAGUGGACGAGCCGACUAGAAACGGAACUCCUAUCACUGUAAGCAUCGAUUCGGCGAAAACCAUCGACAUCUUACCUCUGAAUAAUGCCAUUCAAACUCUUUUAACAAGUACACCACAUGUUCCCACCAUACAGAAUGUCUCGAUUCAACCUAUACUACCAGGUAAAGUGAGCGGUUCGGGAAGUGUACAGAACUCGAGUGUUGUUCCCAGUGUAUUGCCUACACUGUGGCUCCAUUCUCCUGUUGUGAAUCCGACGGCUAUUAGUGUGCCGAAUUUGAAUAACCUAACAGAUUUGACGAAUAAUAUUGUGCAGAAUACUACGAAUGCACUCAAUCCACUUGUGGCUGCUGUACUUGUCAACUGUGCUACAGUGAACAUGAUCAGUCAAUUAGCAGGAUCUAUGUGUAGUCCGAUCAUGAACAGUCUGAUUGAUGCGAAUGUUAGUGUUGGUAAUGUGAACAGUAAUAAUAGUAAUAAUAAUAAUGUAAUCCAGAGUGGAAUCAGUAGCAGAAGCAGCAGUGGUAGUGGUGUGACCACUGUAACAAUCCCUACAGCGUCAAUACUUCCUAAUUUAUUAUCUGCGAUCCCUUUGUCUACGCAUGUACCUGGACUAACAGUGAACACAACCAAUGCAGGUAUAUUUAGUUCAGCGAAUAAUGCGUGUGAUGUUGGUGUUAAUAGUGCAGUAGUAUCGUCUACUGGAACUCUCAUUACGAAUACUAGUAAUAAUACUGGAAGUAUGAUUGUGAUACCAUCGAAAGUGGAGAAUGUCCCUACAACUUCAUUGUCAUCCAGUGUGAAUUUCAGUCAAGUUGGAAGAAAUAAUGUAAUGUAUAAUACCGAAAUAUCCGAUGUAAAUGUUUCGUUGAAUAAAAUUGUUAAGAAUAAUGAAAAUAAUAACAGCAGUGAAAAUAAUGUGGCAGUUGCAAAAACUCAGUUAUCCGGGGAACAUCCAGAUUUCAGAGUUCUGUUUACUACUAAGCUUGUCAGUGAAUCUGGUAGACAUUACUGUCCAUAUCCAGGUUGUGAUAGUUCUUAUACUAGACAAUAUCGAUUAAAUCAACAUAUAUCAACACAUCUUGGCACUGGUCCAAUACCUUGUGAUGCACCAAAUUGUAAUGCGAAGUAUUUUUCACAGGAGGAUUUAAAAAGACAUAAAUUAUCUCGACAUUCGAAAGUGGAUAAAAGUCCUCGUCAUCGACAUGCAUGCACAUAUUCUGGAUGUAGUAAAGUCUUUUGGAAAUUAGACAAACUCAAGGAACAUUUGAGUACGCACACGGAUGAAAGACCAUAUGUUUGUUGUAAACCUGGUUGUGGUGCUACAUUUGUUCAAUUAUCUGAGGUAAAAUCUCAUGAAUUAACACACGAAAAUGUACCCAGACAACUGGAUAAUUAUCCUGUCACUAUGGUUAAUGAUGUAAUUAAAACUAACCUUGGUACUUCUAUUCCAGCAUCGGAUAUUGAGGUUAAUUCAAAAAUAACUACUACUUUACCAGAUAUCUUACCUAAAUCGGCAGAACCAAAAGAAACAAGGAACGAGAAAUCAAUAGUACCAACAAUUCGAAGAAAACGAACUCUCCCAGUCCUUGCACCGAAAUCAACUGUAUCUCUUCCUAUAUGUCCGAUUAUUCAAUAUAUGUGUACAUACCCUUUAUGUGGUAAAGUCUAUUCACAGUUUAGGAAUUUCAAGAAACAUUUAAAAUCACACACAGGUGAAAGACUAUAUGUUUGUCGAGGACUUGGUUGUGACGCUUCAUUCUCUCGAUUAUCUGGCGUUCGAUCUCAUGAAUUAUCACAUCUAUUUCCACACAAACUUUCCGGAAGCUUGGAACAAUUUCCUACUACUAUAUCUAAUGAUAAAAUCGGAACAAGUUUUGAUUCUUCUGAUCAAAGAUUGAAUAUUCAAGGUAAUUCAGAAAUUUCUACUACUUUGUCAUCUAUGUUACCAAAACUAACAGAACCAAUGGAAAUAAUAAAUGAAAUAUCCAUAACACCAACUAUUCCACUGAAAUUAUCUAUUCCUACCAUAAAUAUGGAUUCAGGUUUGAAAUUAUUUAAUGUUUGUCCAUUUAAAGAAUGUGGUAAAACAUUUCUGAGACGCAGUAAACUACGUGAACAUAUAUGUCGACAUACCGGUGUACGACCUUUUGUCUGUGAUCGCUGUAAGGCAUCAUUUGUUCGAAGAUGUGAAUUACGUCGUCACACUAAUAUUCAUCUUCGUGGUGCACAACCAAGAAGUUUGUCACGUUUUCUUCCAACUCCACAACAACAACAACCAAACCAAACACUUCAAUCUAUUGUCUCAAGCAGUCAAACGUAUACUAGUACCGGGUCUGUUACUACUACUACUACUAAUACUACUACUGUCACUACUACUAGCACUAAUAAUAAUAAUAUUGAUGUUUACACUACUCCCAUUGUUACUUCGACAGCUUCUACAACCAAAGAUAUCACAAAUCCUACAAAUUCCAUCAUUUCUAUCGUUCCUGUUCCUUCUCCUAUCCGGACACUGAUCACUACCAAAGUUGAAGAUCAACCAGCAGUACCAGUGAAAAUGGAAGAAAUUACUGACAAAUCAAUAAUAACGAAGAAACCAUGUGAUACUACUACUACUACUGAUACCACUGAUAAUAAUACUAAUAAUAAUAAUAAUCAGAGUUCCACUCACACAUUGCUCUACACACUUCUUCAGAGUAGUCGUGAAACAUCACAAUUUCCAUGAAAAAUGGCCAAUAUCUGGGGGGAUUUUGGCAGAAUUCUUCCAAAGUUUCCAUAGAAUGUUUGAUAGUAGUUGAUUUUGUGCACUUGUAGGAACAGACCAAAUGUACAUUAAACAAUUUGAACUGGAAAAAAAAAUGUGAUAUAAUAAUUCUGAUAUAUUUUUUAUUUCCCAAAAUGAUGAUGCAUAUUCUCUGAACAAAAUAUUCUUGAAUAUGAUGUAAAUGCUCACUUUUCAAACUGAAAUCACCACGCAUCUCUCCUUCUCUACUUUAUAUAUGAAGAAAAAUGUUCUCUCUCCUUAUUUGAUAAUUUUUUUAAGAAAAA
Messenger RNA from Schistosoma turkestanicum, 3387 nucleotides. The record is from the annotation of a GenBank genome assembly. Lineage: Eukaryota; Metazoa; Platyhelminthes; Trematoda; Strigeidida; Schistosomatidae.